AUGGCUACGCAGAUCAAGUACGAUGAAAAGUUCAUUACUGAAAACGUCUGUCUCACAAAUUUCGAAGUAGCUCAACGUCUGAAAUCGUCAGCUUUCGAAGCAAACCAAAAUGAUGAUCUUAUUGGCCAAUCAUACGAAUACGCUUUAGAAUUUUCACAUUUUCAAAAUGCAGAAGACUUAGAAUCAAUCAAGUCAUAUUUAUCUGAUGUAUUAUCUCCAUAUGAAAUUGUUACUCUCUGCAAUUUGGUUCCACAAGACGCGGCAAUGGCUAAACUUUGCUGUGCUUCACUCGAGAGAAUCAGUGAUGAAACUUUACAAUCAUAUCUUACUUUCAUCAGAGGCUUAGUCCGUUCAAAUUAA
Trichomonas vaginalis G3 is the source of this 360-nucleotide messenger RNA. RefSeq names its product HRDC-like family. Gene Ontology annotation, molecular function: nucleotide binding; translation initiation factor binding. The transcript has a single exon. Gene Ontology annotation, cellular component: RNA polymerase II, core complex; P-body. NCBI's taxonomy places the organism in Eukaryota, Parabasalia, Trichomonadida, Trichomonadidae. The record is from RefSeq and is a predicted model, not a curated record. Bases 1 to 360 code for a protein of 119 amino acids. Gene Ontology annotation, biological process: transcription initiation at RNA polymerase II promoter; positive regulation of translational initiation; mRNA export from nucleus in response to heat stress.